Owenia fusiformis is the source of this 1154-nucleotide messenger RNA. NCBI's taxonomy places the organism in Eukaryota, Metazoa, Annelida, Polychaeta, Sabellida, Oweniidae. The record is from the annotation of a GenBank genome assembly.
AAGAACGAAAGAGGAUUCCUUUACUUUAUUAAACUGUUUCAAAUGUCCAUGGCGUGAUCACAAACUUGAGAGAAAGUACGUUGAAUUAUGGAUACUUUGAAAAGCUGUUGGAUAUGGCACUGAAACUGUUGAAAUAAAAAGUUUAUUCCGAUCAACUCUAGAUCUGUGAAGAGAUGCCUUAGGGACAAUAGCCAUGAGUUCACUUAGAGUUCCAUCCGGUCGACUGCAUACUUUCGGGCCAGUUGGACUCGAACUACAGACAGAUGACGAUGCAUAUCUAUCAGCCAAGAACUUUAGAAAACCAGUACAUCCCCCUGGUAGUCCAGCCAGGAAUAUGCCCUCGGCAGAUCAUAAUAAGAGACAGAAAACAUUUGUAAAUGUUGAAGUUAGGAAUUUUAAAUAUUGGGGAGAGUUACGACGAACAAAGACAGAGAUAAAAAGAACGCCGAUAUCACAGGAAGAUAUUCAACGAGAAAAGAUGGCGAUAAAUUACGACAGACGCCGCAUGCAUACAGAGCCAGCGGAAAUGAAUCCGGAGGAUUUUCUGAAGAAAUUGACGCUUGGAAAUCAAGCUAUAAGUGCUUUUAAGGGACCAUCUGUUGGAAAAGCAAAGAAACCACUUGGAAAUAGACUCCUGAAAUCAUUAACUGCAAAAAAGAAUACUGGUAGUCAAUCUUAACAAAUGCGACCUGCGGACGCGAUAUGUGUAAUACAUGUGUCAAAUGAUAUAACCUACAAUAGAAAGACUUCGCACAACAUUUUUAGCUCAAGCUUGAGGUAUAUUUGUAACGCAUUCGCCAGAUUCAUGUGUAGCAGUACAAUUAAAACGAGAUGCGGUUGUGGAUAUGUUGUAAGUCGUUGUGCGAAACUCUCUUUUGUCAAUCGAAGUAUUGUUAUAAAUUGCGAACCAUUAGUAUAUUAACUAUAGCAUGAGGCUAUCCCCGGGGGCGGGGGCACUCCCAAAGUCACCCUUACAGAAGUACGUAAUGCAUAUGGAUGACGUAAGAUAUAUGGAGAACUGGUACUCUCGGGGAAAUUAUAUACAAUAGUCACGCUACCAAAUUAACAAUGGAAUACUAUUAAAGUAGAAAUGCCUAUUAUUAGUUAACUGCAGUUGAGUUUUAUCUAUUACAGAUUUUCCAAGUGUCAUACCA